Molecule: messenger RNA, 748 nt
Organism: Corapipo altera (White-ruffed manakin)
Lineage: Eukaryota; Metazoa; Chordata; Aves; Passeriformes; Pipridae
Product: tetra-peptide repeat homeobox protein 1-like
Exons: 2
Coding region: 167-748 (193 amino acids)
Source: RefSeq, a predicted model, not a curated record
CGGGGUGGUCCCACCGGGGAGGGAACGGGGAGUACCGGGCCCCUGCUCCUGUCCCGGGAACCGGGAGAACCGGGAAUGGUCCGACCGGGAGGGAACUGGGAGCAGCGGGGGGAAGGACCGGGAUAACCGGGAUUAGUCCCACCGGGAAGGAACCGGGACCCCCGGGAUGGCCCCAGGAAGGAGGGGGGGUGUCCCCACCUCCCCCCCGUUCCCUAACGGCGUCCCCCGGUCAGGGCGGGGGUCCCGGAGCCCCCCCCCGCGGCCCCGGAGCCCCCCGGGGGAGGGUCUCACGUUCCUGCAGGAGUCGGUGCGGCUGCUGAGCCCCCCCGAGCCCCCCCCGGCCGCUCCCGCCGCACCCCCCGACACCCCGGGGGUCCCCCCGCCAACCACCGGGACCCCCGACCCGCUGAGUCUCAUCAGCCUCCAGUGCCGGCACCUGGACGGUGGGAUCGGGAUCAACACCGGGACCGGGAUCAACACCGGGAUCGGGAUCAACCCCGGGACAGGAUCGGGAUCAGCACUGGGACCGGCACCGGGAUCAGCCCCGGGACCAGUAACGGGACUGGGACAGGCAGUGGGAUCAGCCCUGGGACCAGUAACGGCGCCGGGAUCGACACUGGGAUUGGCACCGGGACCAGUAACGACACCGGGAUCCACACUGGGACCAGUAACGGCCCCGGUCGGCGCCGCAAACAGGGGUUCCCGCAGCGCGGGGCGGACCCCCGGGACCCCUCGUUCCGGGGGGUGA